Messenger RNA from Hypoxylon fragiforme, 1383 nucleotides. RefSeq lists its product as uncharacterized. The transcript is spliced from 2 exons. The record is from RefSeq and is a predicted model, not a curated record. NCBI's taxonomy places the organism in Eukaryota, Fungi, Ascomycota, Sordariomycetes, Xylariales, Hypoxylaceae. The coding region runs from base 1 to 942 and encodes 313 amino acids.
AUGUCUCUCGGCCCGCUCACCACGAGCUUCACCCCGCCCGCAUCGUGCCUCGCCACGUCGGCGCUGUACUGGAUCAACACCGCGUCGACCUUCUACUGGCUGCACGGCCAGCCGCUCCAGUCGUCCUGUUUUCCGAGCAACUACUCGCCGGGCCAGGACCAGUACUACGAACCCGGUGUAUGCCCCGGCGGCUAUACGGCGGCGUGCCGGGCGUCGACUACCAAUGGCGCUGCGGAAAAGGUCACGCGCACGACUUGCUGUCCAGAAGGCGACUACGCCUGCGCCCCAACAUCAAACCGCUACGACUACCCCUGGGGCCCGACCCUGCGCUGCAUGAGCGUGUACAGAGUCGACACAACGACGAGCUUCAUUACCAUCGAUGGCACGCCCCGAGGAGGAGAGACGGCGGGCACGCCGAUGGGCUUGCAGGCGCCGUGUACGGUUAUGGCGUAUGGGGUUGUUGUGCAGGAUGGUGGGGGGGUGAUGAGUACGACGGCGACGGCUGGGGCCUCGGGGUCAGCUUCUAGCGUGCGAGUGUCGGAAACCGGCUCGGCAGAUGCGGUGGCAGGCAACUCGCAAACUGAUAUUAGCAGUAGCAGCAGUAGUAGCAGUAGUAGUAGCGAACACGGCGGACUCAGCAGCGGCGCAGCCAUAGGGAUAGCAGUCGCCGCGGGGCUCGCCACCAUGGCCUUAGGCGGCGCGCUGCUAUUCCUGCUCUGGUCGCGGAAGCGGAAGCGGAAGCAAAAGGAAGCGGAACGUCUAGCAGAAGUAAUGCGUCCGAACCCCUGGGAAUCGAUAGAUGACAGGGCAGUGCCUCUCCAACCCGCGGUGCAGGUAAACUGGCAGCCGGUGGAGUUGGCUAGUGAGAGGGAGGCUAAAGAGAUAGGUGGUGAUAGCCAGGUGCCUGUUGAGAAGGAUGGGACGAGCUUGGCCCGGCGGUAGUAGGUAACGUUGCGGAAGGGAUGGGAAGGGAUGGGAAGGGGGGCGAUGUGUGAUACCGCAGAGUGGGCUUGUAUAUAGAGGUACCUCGUAAUAAAAGGGGGGCCUUUGGCCACAUAAAAUAUUUAUUCAAUGAAAACGGCAUCGAUGCUCAGGAUUGAAAAAUCAGUAGUUGCUUGCCAUGUAAUAAUUUUGGUCGUGGCCGUGAGAAGAUUGUAAUGGGCAAGAAAGCUUACGGAAACAGACCUUUCCUUGCGCUUACCUAGUACAUUGUGUAACAAAACCGGAGGGUUUGACCAACAAAAGCUCGUGUUAUCUAACUACUAGGCACCUAUACGUACGGUAUUAAAUCCGACUGGAAUCAUAAUCUUGUUAGCAUAUGUCCUUGUUUUAUGUAUUGCCAAGUACUCCGUUGAAGGUAUGCCUAGCAUAUAUUGGUUAAGG